UCAGAAAACCACAAAAACACUGUGUGACGAUGUUUUGUGAACAUUAAAAUUAAGGGUCAGAGGGUAAAAACCAUUGAUAAAAUAACGUUAUUUUUGUAAAUAUUUGUAAAAUUCCUCAAAGUGUGAUGUUUAUCAAAAAGCUGGCUAGAGCUCUACGAAGAAACUUGUUUCAGGUAAAUUAUGGGACUAAGCCCGACAUUCCAAAUGAGGUUGUAUCAAAAACAAAACCAUACAAGGUGAUGCUUGAAAUGGGUAAGAAAUACAGCUGGUGUGCGUGCGGCCACGCCAAGACAGCGCUGUGUGACGGCACACACAAGGAUCAAUCCCUCAAUAUUAAAGAGAGGCCCAUUAAAUUCUCAGUAGAUAUGUCUAAGGAUUAUUUUCUGUGUACCUGCCGAAAAACUAAAAAUAUACCAUUUUGUGAUGGUUCACAUAAAACAAUUAAUGUUAAGAACCAAUAAGUUGAAAAACAUUUUUAAAAUCAUCAUUUUGAUGCAAAAAAGCUCCCAUUUACGACGCCACAGUGUAGUAUAAUUUGCUUGAUUGCUUUUAUUUUAAAGCCUUCAUUAGUUGUUGUAAAAUACUUAGAUUAAGUUAAAAAGUGUUAUUAGAUUUAUAUUUUUAUCUUAUGUUAUUGUUGAAAUAAACCUUGGACUUUGAAAUAUAAGUUUUUUUAAGAAUAUUAGUAAUUUGGAAC
Ostrinia furnacalis (Asian corn borer) is the source of this 697-nucleotide messenger RNA. RefSeq names its product CDGSH iron-sulfur domain-containing protein 3, mitochondrial-like. The transcript is spliced from 3 exons. Lineage: Eukaryota; Metazoa; Arthropoda; Insecta; Lepidoptera; Crambidae. Gene Ontology annotation, cellular component: mitochondrion. The coding region runs from base 126 to 461 and encodes 111 amino acids. The record is from RefSeq and is a predicted model, not a curated record. Gene Ontology annotation, molecular function: 2 iron, 2 sulfur cluster binding.